AUUGUCAUGGUUCUUGGCGUCGCUGCUCGAGAUAUUGGUGACCGUCUCUUGCAUGACAAUCAUUCUCAAAAUGGGACACGUUCUACCAUAUACCAGCACGUCGCUCAUUUUUGUAUUGCUGUUUAUCUUUGGAUUGUCUGUACUUUCCUUCAGCUACAUGAUGUCGAAGCUGUUCUCUUCGGCGAGUAUAGCGGCUGUGUGCUCUGCCAUCAUGUACCUCGUCACGUUUAUGCCGUUCGUCAUCAUCCUCUCGUUGGAAGCCGUCAUUUCCGCCACGGUCAAGCUCAUUGUUUGCGUCUCUAUGUCGUCGGCGAUCAGCUACAUGUUCCUGUACAUCGCGCGUUUCGAAGCCACAGGGGUGGGUGCGCAGUGGUCCGACAUAACCGCGACGGCAGACGAUGAAGACCUCAGCAUCGCUGCUGCAGCGAUCAUGACGCUGUUUGACGCUGCUCUUUAUUUAACUAUUGGAUAUUUGUUGGAUAGAUUUUUCGGCCCAAAGUCCCUCCAAAGCAGUAUAACAAACUGCACGACGUCGACGGAAAAAGCAGGAGUGAGCAUAGUGAACGUGAGCAAGAUUUACCACGAGGGUAGUCGUCGAGCCAAAGUUGCCUUGAACAAUGUCUCCAUAGAAAUGCAAAAGGGACAGGUCACUACGUUGCUGGGACACAACGGUGCUGGGAAAACUACGCUCAUAAACAUCUUGAUCGGCAUGCUAAAGCCAUCAAAGGGUCACAUUACGAUCCGUUCGGAGACUACGUCUCGCACGAAAGUCGGUGUUUGUCCACAACGAAACGUUCUAUUUGAAGAACUGUCUGCCAGUGAACAUGUAGCAUUAUAUGCACAGCUGAAGAGUGGACUGCCGCUCGAAGAAUUGCAAGAUGAAGUGCAAAGCAUCCUGCGCGUGCUGUCGCUGGGCGCGGUGGCCGCGGAGCCGGUGCGGCGCCUGUCGGGCGGCUCGCGCCGGCGCGUGUGCGUGGCGCUGGCCUUCGUCGCGCGCCCGCAGCUGGUCUCGCUGGACGAGCCCACGGCGGGCGUGGACCCCGCGGCCCGCAGGGAUAUCUGGUCGAUGAUAGUGAAGCUCCGACAAGGCAGAACGAUUCUGCUCACCACGCACCAUCUCGACGAGGCUGAGUUGCUCAGUGACCAGAUCGUCAUCAUGCAUAAGGGCCAAGUCCAUACGACAGGCUCACCGAUCGAAAUCAAACGCAGUCUUGGCAACGGAUACAGACUGUCCGUCCUAUACCCAAAACAGACCUCAGAUUGGUCCAACGACGACGUACAAAUCUCGACAGAGGAGCGAGCGAAGCAGCUAGUAGCAGUGGUGACGUCACAAGUGAAAAACGCGGCAUUGGUUGAAGCCAGUGAGACCGCUGUCGAAAUGCAGUUGCCGUUGUUUGACCACGACGGGGUUCAUAAUGACUUUCUCCAACUGUGUACGUCACUGGAAAGCCAGCAGUCAGCCCUCGGCUUCAAUGUAUACUCGCUCGAGUGUAGCACUCUGGAACAUGUCUUCUUCAACAUCUGUCAACAAGCUGACAGCGAAACCGCAGCAUCUACAGGGAUAUCCAUUGAAUAUAACGCCGACACCCCGUCAAAGAGCGCGUCCACCUUGAGCAUAAAGUGUGACAUGACGCCACUGGUGCCGGCCGAAGGACCGCUCAAGGGCAGCUCCUGGGAACAAUUCUGCGCUUUGCUACAUGCUAGAUAUCUGCAUUACACUCGAAACAGAUGGCUGUUAUUCCUACUAAUCGUACUCCCGUCGCUGUUCGUGACGACGGCGAUGGCGUUUUCUCUGAUCCGGCCGCCGCCGGACAACGAGAUCGCUUUGAGGCUCCACCCGCAUUUAUAUAGAAACUCGACGCAGUAUCUCGUACCACAACCAUCGGUAUACAACAACAGCAACACCUUGGAUGCCGCGUUCUCUCAAAGAAUCAUGGACAUACUGCAAUCCGGAAUGGAUGCGAGGAAUUGGAGUAUUACGGACACGCCGGAAUGCACGUGUGGCGAAACGAAGCAAAUCUGCGAGCUCAACGAACAACACUUGAACAGACCGGACAUGAUGGUCUUGCCGAACAGCGAAACCCUUAACGACUGGAUUCUGAAGACGCAUGACGCUUUUAUUGAGAAAAGAUAUGGCGGUUUCUCAUCCUCGUUGAAGAACAAUAUAACGCAUCUAGUGGUGUGGUACAACAACAAGGGUCACCACGCGAUGCCGGCAUACAUCAACGCGUUGAACAACGCCUUGUUCAAAAGCUUGUCCGGAGACAGAGAAGCCGAUAUAACUGUUUACUCGCAUCCACUGAAGAUAUCGAAGGAACAGAUCAGUAAGGAUACUGUCUACCAGCACGUAGCCGAUGCGGGCAUCUCUGCACUGGUGCUGGUCGGGUACUGCCUCGUUUCCGCCGGCGCCGCAGUGUACCUCGUGAACGCGCGGCAGCGGCAGGAGAAGCGCCUGCAGCUGCUGUGCGGGGUCACGCCGGCCAUGUACUGGACCGCUGCGUUGGCAGCAGAUAUGAUUAUAAUCAUAAUAAACAUGAUAAUCACGGUGAUUGUGUUCGAGGCUUUCGGGUUCCCUGUAUUCGUGGCCAAGAGCAAUCUGCCUGCCAUUUGUCUUCUCAUUCUUUUGUUUGGGUACGCGUGCGGCACCCUCAUCCACGUCCUUGAAAAGCUGUUCACCGAAGCAAGUAUGGCCAACAUGAUUCUGUUCUGCGGGAACACCUUCCUAGGUCUGGCCGGCAUCACGUUGCUGCUCAUCCUUGACGUCAUAUCGGAGUCUGACGCGACAGACAACGCUCGGUGGACACUGCACAAGAUCUUCUUGGUAUGCCCGCAGUUUGUGCUCGCUGACGGAAUGCUAGAGAUCGCCAAGAACACCAUACAAGCGCAGGUGCUGGAAAGAUUCGGUAUGGACACCUACAAAGACCCUUUGACAACGAGCCUCAUCGCAUACCACUACUUGGCUUUGAUUUUGGUGGGCACCGCUCUCUUGCUGCUGAACCUCGCUAUAGAAUAUAACCUCUUCGAAGGUAUAUUGGUUCGGUUUCGAUCCGAGUCCAUAUCGGAGACCAGGUCGGGUGAGAUGGAGGACUUGGAAGUUGCGGCAGAGAGGAAGCGAGUCCAAGUGGCGCUGGCGCAUCGCUCAGACGCGCCGGUGCGGCUGCCCACCAUUGGCAAUAUUAACGCUGGUAAAACUCCGUUGCUUCGAUAA
Molecule: messenger RNA, 3208 nt
Organism: Hyposmocoma kahamanoa
Lineage: Eukaryota; Metazoa; Arthropoda; Insecta; Lepidoptera; Cosmopterigidae
Product: ATP-binding cassette sub-family A member 1-like
Exons: 20
Coding region: 53-3208 (1051 amino acids)
Biological process (GO): lipid transport; transmembrane transport
Cellular component (GO): membrane; intracellular membrane-bounded organelle
Molecular function (GO): ATP binding; ATP hydrolysis activity; ABC-type transporter activity
Source: RefSeq, a predicted model, not a curated record